GUUAGUCAACUGUCAGAAUUGGUUCCUGGCGGACGUGUGCGCAGCGCUACUCGCCGUAGAACUUGUGCAUCGACAUACAUACGUAUGCAUAUAGAAGACUAUUUAUAUCUUGCGGAUCGUAAAAAUAAACGCAAAAGUUUUGAAACAUUAUUUUUCAAUGGCCUCGGUGUGCGAGCCAUCUGUUCCAUUGAACAGAGUUGUGCAAGGUUCUGCCUUCGAAGCAGACCCGGAAUCAGAUCCGGAUCCAGAUAAUAUUCCAUACCAUGCCCGCGAGGACGCACUUCCCUUCACGUACGGCAACGUUCCGGUCGGCUUCAAUACCCGCGACUUGCAUCAUGUCGAAACAAAUGAGCCCACUGACAUGUCGGACAACAAGUCUGUGCAAAUUAAAAAUAUGGCCAGCCAUUCCUUACCCCGAAAGAGCGUUCGACCCAGCAUUUCGGCGUCGUGCCCGUUGGUGCGGAAGACACCUUCCCGCCAAGAGUUCGAAGAUAUGCUAAUGGAGCGCAAAGUGCAUGUGGAAGAUGCAAACAGAGCACUCGCGAGAAAGUUAGCUCAGGAUGAGACGAUCCAGCGGGACUUGGAUGAGCUGCACAAGCGGCUCAACUCGCCGCUACUCGAGAGAAAAGCAAUUAGAGAUGAGCUGAUUGAGUCCAGCGAUCUACCAGACGCUGAAUUAGGUACGCCUAGCAAAGGACGGAGCCCGGAAUUGCAGCUCGUCGAAAAGACCCGUUCGAAAACUCCAACGUUCCCAUACGUUCAGAGACCUCUGAACUCCGAGCGAUGUGUCAGCCCGUAUCCAACACCCAAACCAGCAAAGGCUCUAAUGUUCGAUGAGGGCACAGAGCUGCACCAUGGGGAACGGGCUCUUCAGCAAGCCGAUGUGUUUGUCAAUCAUACCAAGGAAGUCGAGCCACAUCUGGUUAAGUUUGCCAAGGACUCGUCUCAGUUUUGGUAUAAGCCCAACAUGAGUCGCGACGAAGCAGUCGACUUGUUGCGUGAUGCCAGACCCGGAACAUUUCUCAUUCGCAACUCAACAACGUACCGGAAUGCAUUUGGCUUGGUCUUACGCGUAGCUAAGCCGCCGCCUGGCGUGGUGACUGGGCCGGGAUACGGGGACCAGUUGGUACGCCACUUCCUCUUGGAGCCCACAAAUCGGGGUGUUCGCCUGAUGGGAUGCAGCAAUGAGCCAAUCUUUACGUCUUUAUCGGCCUUUGUAUACGAGCAUUCAAUCAACCAGAUGUCUCUUCCCACCACCCUCAUUAUACCAGAUAGAGAUCUGCUACUAAUCUCGAAUAACGAGGAGUUGAUCCUGAGCCAAAAGCAGGUGCUGGCGCAGGGUGCCGCUUGCAAUGUGCUCUACCUGUUCCAGCACAAUAUGGAGUCCCUCACCGGAGACGAUGCAGUUCGGAAGGCAGUCAAUGAAAUGUACUCAGCCCCGACGGCACCAGUUCCCUUAGAGGUUCACAUAAAGAUAUCGGAACAGGGAAUCACACUGACCGACAACACGCGCAAACAAUUCUUCCGCCGUCACUAUCCGGCUAAAAACAUUUCGCACUUCUCCAUGGACCCCGGUAAUCAUUUUUGGAGCGUUCCGGCAUCCGACGAAGGACUUCAGCGCUCCGUCAAUAAGUCAAUCUUCGCAUUUGUCGCGCGGCCUCUGACUGGAUCCAAAGACAAUCAAUGUCAUAUCUUUUGCGACCUGUCCUCUAUGCAGCCCGCUUCCGCCAUUGUUUCCUUUGCACACAAGGUUCUUCCGCUCAAUCACAAUUGCAAAAUGCUGUAAAUUCGAUAAAUAUCAGUAUGCCCUAUAUGAUACAUGAGAAAUAAUAAUACAGAUAUACCAAAAUA
Messenger RNA from Drosophila navojoa, 1851 nucleotides. Its product is annotated as tensin homolog. Gene Ontology annotation, cellular component: focal adhesion. Gene Ontology annotation, molecular function: protein binding. NCBI's taxonomy places the organism in Eukaryota, Metazoa, Arthropoda, Insecta, Diptera, Drosophilidae. The record is from RefSeq and is a predicted model, not a curated record.